AUGACUCUACGAGUGUGGGUCUUUCAAAUAAUGACUAACCAUGCACAGAUACCCAAAGGGCAGAGAUCCAAGAACUCAUUUCAAUCUAAAUUCCUGUUGAGUUUUAAGUCUUUUCUUUUCGCUUUUGGAUUCAAUUCUGGUCCAAAAUUGCCUCUAGGAACUGUUGAAGUCCUACUUGUUGGUGCUAAGGGUCUUGAAAACACUGAUUUUCUCAAUGGCGUGGACCCUUAUGUCGUCCUCGCUUGCCGUACCCAGGAGCAGAAAAGCAGUGUUGCUUCAGGGAAAGGGAGUGAACAAGAAUGGAAUGAGAAAUUCUCAUUUGAGGUAUCAGAUGGUGACACAGAACUCACAUUGAAAAUCAUGGACAGUGAUGUUGGUGCUGCAGAUGAUUUUGUUGGAGAAGCAACCAUUCCACUUGAGCCAUUGUUUUUGGAAGGAAACCUCCCAUCUACGGCGUACAAAGUUGUCAAAGAACAAGAAUACAAGGGAGAGAUUACAGUGGGCCUCACCUUCACCCCAGAGGUAGAGAUGGACAACGUCGGAGUGGAUGGAUACGAUUUUCGGUUAUAAUAUUAACUAGCAUCUUGGUGUGGAAAUGGCAAGGACUGCUUUUGGUUUGGAGAUGGCAAAGAGACUCUGUUUUUAACGUCGAUGUGUUGUGAGAACUUGUUUUGAUGUUGCAAAUAAUACCGAUGUGUUUUAAGAACCUUUUGGUGUUGAUUGAUUUGGAUUUGUGUUUGGCAUUAAUAAUAGUAAUUGUUUUUUUUUUUA
Messenger RNA from Hevea brasiliensis (rubber tree), 771 nucleotides. RefSeq names its product elicitor-responsive protein 3-like. The record is from RefSeq and is a predicted model, not a curated record. The transcript has 6 exons. Bases 1 to 570 code for a protein of 189 amino acids. Lineage: Eukaryota; Viridiplantae; Streptophyta; Magnoliopsida; Malpighiales; Euphorbiaceae.